Molecule: messenger RNA, 5770 nt
Organism: Vicugna pacos (alpaca)
Lineage: Eukaryota; Metazoa; Chordata; Mammalia; Artiodactyla; Camelidae
Source: RefSeq, a predicted model, not a curated record
CAGUGAGCCGGUGGUCCUGCAGCUCUGUCCCCUGUUGAGCUGGGGGUUGGGGGAGCGGGUCCAGCAGCUCUGUCCCCAGGUGAGCCGGCCGGGGGUCCUGCAGCUCUGUCUGCAGGUGAGCCGGCCGGGGGCCCGGCCGGGCCGCGGUGGGAGCGGGGCAGCGGGGCAGCGCCUUCCGAGGGGCACUGGUCGACCGGCGGAGACCGAGACCGUCCAGGCCGUGCUCGCCGGGGGUCGUGUCGCCCAGCACCUUAUACGUGAAAAUUAGAGCUGAAGCAGUAACCGCUCCAGGUAGCACCAGAGGUGUUCAGUGCAGGAUGGUUUGUAAGGGCGGCUCUGAGGGGUCUCUGCUGCAAAGAAUCUCUCAGAGAAGAGGGUUUGCAAGGGAAACGUGAACUUUAUGGUAAGAGGAAAGAAUUAGGCAGAAAGGCGGCGUGUGAACAUGGACCCCUUUUCAUGAAAAAAGUAAAAGUUCACACUUAGCAAAAGGAUUGACCCAGCUGGCCCCGGAAACAGUCGGUGCUUAAGCUGAGUGGGAGGACUGCAGGGUUUUGUUUUUGUAUUUUUAUGCUGCUUUGUAUUUUAUGAAUUUUGUUCAUUGAGCAUGUAUUUCUUUUAAUUUUGGAAAAGAUAUGUUUACAAAUGUCAAAGUGUCAUUCUCUACACGUUAGAAACCUAAUUCUCCUGCAAAGAGGGAGUGCUUGUCAGCUUGUGUUAACUCACUGAGGAAGGAGCCAGCAGGAGGAAGGAGCCGGCUCUGGGACCAGUGAGCUGCAGGAAUGCUGGGCGGGCGGGCCUGGGGGCAUCCUGCGCAUGGCAGUGACCACAGCCUCUGGAUUAUCUUCCCUGGGGGCAGGGGCGAGAGGAGAGUUAUUGCUGGUUAUCAGAGUUGCCAGGUAGGCCUCCCAGACUGUGAAUCCCAGGCCAGUCCCUGCUGAAUGAGCUGUGCUGUCUCCUUUGCAAAGUCAAGUGACCCUCCGAGGUCGUGCGCAGUAACCCAGGAUGAUGUAACAAAGCAGGCUGUUUCCCUCUUGUGGACUGCACAUCCCAGAUUGGAAUCAGUUUAGCGCCCAGUGAACAGAGGAGCUCAGAGAUGUUCCUGUGUCCGUGUCAGAGCUGCAGGGGCCCUGGGGGCUGGAGUCCAGCCUGGGGACUGGCCUGCCAGUCAUGGCAGCACUGGAACCAACACUCUUAACUUCCUCAGAAUGCCUGGUGCGGUGCAGUGGAACAGCUGAAAGCACCAAAGCCUAUAGAGGAAAGAACGGGGCAAGGUUUGUAGAUAGAUUUUCCUGCAGAGUCGAGGGGGAGGGGCUCUCUGUCCCCAGGGGUCACUCUUAUCGCAGCUACAGGGCGGUCUGAGCGCCUGGCUCCUGAAGAAGCCCUAGUCUGGGGCUCCAGGUGAGCAAGUGGGCAGCAGGGGAACGGAGCGCCCCCAUGUCCCCUGUGCCCUGGAAGGUGAAGGGAGGCAGUCAGGGCGGGUGGGCGCAGAGCCUUCCAGAACAAGUCUGACUGCCCUGGGGGCACCACCCAGCCUAAGGGCAGCAGUGCCUCUGCGGGGUUUGGGGGGCCACCUGGGUCCCCCAGCCUGCAGCAUCCCCAGGACCCAGGGUGACAGGUUGGACCAGACCAGCUGGCCCAGAAACGCUGUCGUGUAGGAGGGAGUGUGAGGAGGAGGUUUUGAGCAUGGAUCAGGAAGGGGGCGCGUUUGUGGGGGUCUGAAGGGUGCUGAGUAUUGGGUCUUGCAGGGAGUCGUGUCUCUGAUGACCCAGGGGCUCCCCUGCCUCCGCUCUAGCUCAGCUGAGACCUUAACCCAUUUGCAUUUCUUUCCUCAGAUGAGACACUAUCUUCAGAAAGGUUACCUAGAGUCUUAAGGACCCAGAAGCCAGUCUGAGGUUUAUCUGUGGCAUGACUUUGAAAGAAUAGUGUUUUUUUCCUCGAUUUCUGGGUCCUUGGAGCCAGUCCCCUGUUACCCACCUGGAAUGCUGGCUCCAUCCCUGCCCCCCACUCCUUCCUUCUGCACCUCCCCCCACUGCUCUUGUCUCAAGCACAGGGUCAAAAGCAGGCAGACCCAGUACUGGGGUUCCUGUUCUUGCUUGUUGCGUGUCCCAGGAGGCUGGAGGCUGGGGAGUGCCUCCUGUCUCCUUCCCCUCCCAGUCCCCUACCCACCCCUUGGCCCCACGUGCCUCCUGCUGCUUGUUGGAAGAGUUAGGGAGGGGAGGGAGGGAGAAGACAGGGGCUCAUGGUCGGCUGUUUGCAGACUUUCCAGGAUAAUCGGAUGUCUUUUUUUAAUCUGACUUACAUUUACAAGCACCUGCAGCUCAUGGGAAGCCCCUUCAGUUAUGCCUGGUUUAGGAAAAGGAAGGCUCUGAACAUCCCUCCUCAGAGUCUCAGGAUUUUACACCUGGAGGAGACUGGGGACCAGGCCAGUGCAGUGGUCCUGCACCUCCUUGGGGCAGCUAGGCACUUAAGAAGUAGCCAAGUCCCCUCCAAGGCAGUGGCGUCAGAAUGCCUGGGGGUGUCGGGCCUGGACGUACCCCCAGAAUAGAGAGAAGACAGCAGAGCUGCGGGCGAUCCAGUGCCCCAGGACCAGAGCGCGGAGGUCCUGAUCACGUGCCAGCCCAGGCCCCACGGAGUAGCUUCUUGAUUUGAGGCAAAUAACCGAGCCUGGGCUGUCCAGGGGGGUUGAAGCCUACCUUUCCCCACUUACCAAGUGAAGAGACCUAAUGGAUCUGCCGGGCACACAGUAGGUGCUUCCUGUUAGCUCCUGAUGUCCCACUGCGCUCUGUUUGUCUUUGGUUUCUACAGUCGGAUGCUGGGGUCCUGCUUUCUUAGCUUCUAAGCAGUGAAACCGAGACGAGAACUCGCUGUUCUGUCCCAGGGCCCUGGAGGGCCCCCCACCUUCCUGAGCGCCAGCCCUCGUUCUAGUCAGAGUCUCGGGGACCCUCCCGUUUCCAGGCAGAGGCUCCAAGGAAGGUAGGUGGCUGGGCCAGGAGCACGGUGGUGGGGCCUGUGGGAGAGGAUGAGGUGCCCUUCCCGGGAGCCUGGGCUGCAGUGGGGGGAGGCUCUUGCUGCAGACCCGUCUGCUGGGGUGCAGUUCUUGGUCCUGAGGCUGCCCUCCUGCCCAGCAGUGAAUGUCCGUCCCCGCCCCCAUGUCAACCUCCCCGUCAGUCUCACAGCGCCCAUCCUGUGGGACUCGAAGGGGCUUCUGGGGGGCCAGGUGGUUCUGAAUCUUUAGUGAGAGGGCCGGUCAGGCGCAGUCACAAGAGGAAAGCGGCGUUUACUAUGCUCGCGGGUCCUGAGACAGGGCCACGUGGGCCACGCAGGGGUGGUCAGGGUGUUGGGGGCAGAAGAUGGGAGGGAGGGGGGACUGAGGCCACGGCCUUUGUUGGGGUUUCCAGGGUCGGGUGAAUGUGUAAAACUGGCCGGUUUUAAUGAUUUUGUUGGACUUUGGGCUCCAGGGGUGUUCCUGGCUGCCUGGCUCCCAGCCUGGGUGAUUCUGGCAGAGGAACGUCGCCUCCUGGGUGCAGGGCAGACGGGGAAGGCCUGGCCUGGCCGGGUCAGUGGCAUUUGUCACAGGCGUCCCCUGGCGGGGCCCUUUGCUGUAGGAGGGGCUGUCAGAACAUCCCAGCAGACAGGAAGUAACGUGUUGCGCGCGCACACACGGGUCAGAGCCACGUGCUCUCGCGGCCUCUUAGGCUAGUGCUGGGCUUGCUCUGUGUCCAUGUUGACGUUCACGCGUGUCUCUAGGUGUGAGAGGAAACUGCGGUCUGGGCGUCGGGUGAGCAGAGCCUGUCCUGCGAGGUGUGCAGGAAUGCGCAAGCGGGGGCCUGCGCGCCGUCAGUCCGGCCUGUGCCAGAGCCGGCGCGGUGCCUGAGAAGCGGGAGGCAGGCCCAUCUGUGGUUUUGCUCUGGUUCCAGAGCAUCGUCAGAUGCAAGUGCAGUCGUCAGGGGCGGUUCCUGUGUUGUCCGCGGUGAGAGAGCGGUGUCCUGUGCGUCCCUGGCCUGGCCGCGGGCCGCCUCCUCCGAGCGUCCGCGGGUUGGCGGUCGGAGACGGGUGCACAAGGGGCCCUGAGGCCGUGGCCCUGACUGCGUUUUCAGGGACCAGAGGCAGCGUGUGGACCUGGCUCUCCUCUGACACAGACACCAGCACCAUGAGUCUUGCGAGUGACAGCAGGGCGGCAGGGAGCAUCUUUGACCUGGACUAUGCCUCCGGGAAGAUCCGCUGGACGCUGACGGUGGCCGGCUUUGUCUUCUACCUGGGCGUCUUCGUGGUCUGCCACCAGCUGUCGUCCUCCUUGAAUGCCACCUACCACUCCCUGGUGCCCAGAGAGAAGGUCUUCUGGAACCUGGCGGCCACGCGUGCCGUCUUCGGCGUCCAGAGCACGACGGCAGGGCUGUGGGCGCUGCUGGUGGACCCGGUGCUCCAGGCCGAUCGGGUGCUCGGCCAGCAGAACUGGUGCUGGUUUCAGAUCACCACGGCCACGGGGUUCUUCUUCUUCGAGAACGUGGCCAUUCACGUGUCACACCUGCUGUUCCGCAACUUCGACUUCUUCCUGGCCACCCACCACCUCUUCGCCUUCCUGGGGUUUCUUGGCCUGGUGGUCAACCUGGAAGCCGGCCACUAUCUGGCCAUGGUCACCUUGCUCCUGGAGAUGAGCACACCCUUCACCUGCGCCUCCUGGAUGCUCCUGAAGGCCGGCCGCGCCGACUCUCCGCUCUGGAGGCUGAACCAGUGGGUGAUGGUGCACCUGUUCCACUGCCGCAUGGUGCUGACCUACCACAUGUGGUGGGUGUGCCUGCGCCACUGGGAAGGCCUGGCCCGCAGCCUCUUCCCGCCGCACCUCGCGCUCUUCCUCGUGGGGCUGGGCCUCCUCACGCUGGUCAUCAACCCCUACUGGACCCACAAGAAGACGCAGCAGCUGCUCACCCCCGUGGACUGGAACUUCGCACCCAGGCGCCCCCAGCCCGCCCGCGCCAACGGCCAGCCGCCGCGGAAGAAGGCGCAGUAGCCCCUCCGAGGCUGUUCCUUGGCCCGGGGACACUGACCUGGAGCAGGACGAGGGGCUCCCGCCUCCAUUUGCCCCAGGAGAGACUCCUGCGCUGUGCUGACGCCUUGCCUGCUGGGCUCGCCCCGUCAGCACCGCACCUCCGCGUGUGUGUCCGGGGAGGGGCCGCGUGGCGGGACACACCUCGGCACCUGCGUCUUACCCACAGCCCCACCCCUGGUAGUGGGAAAGGGUCGUCCUCAAACAGGAAGUUCUGGGACCUGUUUCCCUGAUGGGCGAGGGGAGCUGGUCUCGGCAGCGCCCCUGGUGGUGAGCGCGGGCAGUGACCAGCCUAGACGGAGCAAAGGGGCUUCCCAUGGGGCCAGGGAGGCUUAUCCAGAAGAGUUUUGUUUCCCUGUCGUGUUGCUUGGUCCACACAGCAGGGGAGACGUGACUAAUCACAUUUGUCUAGAUUUUAGAGCUGUUUUUAACUCACUACGUUGCCAGUAGGUGCCCCAGCCAGACCGUAACUCAGAGGUUGGUGUCUCCAUGUGGAUUUCAGGUCAGGGUGGUGGUCACUUUCCCUGGGCUGCAGGGCCCUCCAGACAGCGCCAGGCCCCCUCUCCUCACCUCCUGAGGGCGAGCCCCGUCACCACCCUCGCUGAGUAGGGCCCGGCGGGACCUGCCCACCGUCGCACAGUUUUACUGACAGCUGUACGAGCAUCUUGUUCUUCCCGUGAGUGUGCAAUUAAGUGAGAUUAAAUGCAAUUGAAAUGAAAGUUGAAA